CCAUUGACUCAACCGUAUCCCACAUACAUAUAAAAUCCAACCCGCAUUCAACCUUCCGGAUUCCUUUCAACCCAUCCAAAUAAAAUCAUAAACGAUAGAUAAAUCUUGAAAAUACCAUCAAGAUAAACAUCUCGCAAUACCCUUGAGACCCCGCUCAACGUCAAAGGAAACAACCCCGCCAUCAUGAACUUCCUCCACAGUACUCUCGAUAGACUUCGAGAAUUUACCCCCGUUUCUAAUACCUCAACCUUUCGCACCAAUGGUCAGAUCACACCAGAAGAAUUUGUAGCAGCUGGAGAUUAUUUGGUAUUCAAGUUUCCAACAUGGUCAUGGGCUGAUGCAUCCCCAACAAGCAAGCGCGCCAACUAUCUACCAGCUGGCAAGCAGUUUCUAGUUACCCGUGGCGUGCCUUGCCAUCGCAGACUCGAUGAUGAUUUUGCAGGCGAUGCAGGUCAUGAUGAAACUGUUGUUAGAGAUGGGGAGGAUUUCAGAGGCGAUGGUCCUCACUCUCCAGGCGAUGAUGAAGAUGGUUGGCUGAGGACUGGAGGAUUGGCCGCCAGUCAAGAAGCCCGUGUGAGAGAUGUGCGAACAGUAGAUGAGAGCGGUGAAAUGGGCGAGAGAGAAGAUGAUGAGGAUGAUAUUCCAGAUAUGGAGGAUGACGAUGAUGACGAUGAAGCUAUUAUUCGUGACCCUAAGGCUGACAAUGCAAGUUCAUCUCGUCGAACAUAUACCAUCUACAUCGCAUACACACCCUAUUACAGAACCCCUCGACUAUACCUCUCAGGAUAUCUCUCAAGCUCCCAACCCCUCCCACCACACCUUAUGAUGGAGGAUAUCGUAGGGGACUAUAAGGACAAGACCGUCACUUUGGAAGACUUCCCAUACUUUAGCAACAACAUCAAGAUGGCCUCCAUCCAUCCUUGCAAACAUGCCAGUGUUAUGAAGACCCUUCUGGAUCGUGCAGAUGCGGCCUUAAAGCUUCGACGAGAGAAGCAAAGACAAGGCAAGGCAGUACCGGGUUCUAAAGAUACCGGAAUGGAGGGCCUAGUUGACGAUUUCGAGAAGACCAAAAUUGGUGAUAAGAAGGCUGUCCUCGAAGGUCUGAAAGCUGGUGGGAAUGGCAACGAUGAGUGGGAGGUAUUGCAACAUGAUCAAGAUUUUGCCAAUGAGGAGGAAGAAGUUGCUAUCCGUGUGGACCAAUAUCUCGUUGUAUUCUUGAAGUUCAUGGCAAGUGUGACACCAGGUAUUGAGCACGACUUUACUAUGGGUGUCUAAGCGGUGAUGUCUUUGUUUUAUGCGCAAGCUCAGGAUGAUGGGAAACGGCUUUGGGGAACUUAUUUUUGAUUAUUCUUCGAUCUGCAGCGAAACGGAGCAAUCCUUACGAGGAGUUUGGAGCGUUUCGGAUAGUUCUUUGCACUAAUAGCACCACAUAUCAUAACAUUGUAGAGAAAUUAGGAUUUGAGUAACAGGCAUCUGUGCUCAUUUUGUGCUUGUGAUACUUAUGUUUGAGUGA
Botrytis deweyae is the source of this 1513-nucleotide messenger RNA. RefSeq lists its product as uncharacterized. The coding region runs from base 184 to 1275 and encodes 363 amino acids. Gene Ontology annotation, biological process: autophagosome assembly; nucleophagy; autophagy of mitochondrion. The transcript is spliced from 3 exons. Gene Ontology annotation, molecular function: Atg8-family ligase activity. Gene Ontology annotation, cellular component: cytosol; cytoplasmic ubiquitin ligase complex. The record is from RefSeq and is a predicted model, not a curated record. Lineage: Eukaryota; Fungi; Ascomycota; Leotiomycetes; Helotiales; Sclerotiniaceae.